This is a messenger RNA of Centruroides sculpturatus (bark scorpion), 3099 nucleotides long. RefSeq names its product constitutive coactivator of PPAR-gamma-like protein 2. The transcript has 14 exons. The coding region runs from base 250 to 3099 and encodes 949 amino acids. The record is from RefSeq and is a predicted model, not a curated record. Gene Ontology annotation, cellular component: nucleus. NCBI's taxonomy places the organism in Eukaryota, Metazoa, Arthropoda, Arachnida, Scorpiones, Buthidae.
CAGAGACUGAACCGGACCUCGUCGGUCGGGAAAAAUUUUAGGCAUUUUUUUUCUUUUUGUAUUUCUUUUCCGGAAAAGAUUUCACUCGGUGGGAGGCUCCCUUCGGCGCAGGCGCGCUCGGUGUUUUCCCGUCGGCCGGAUUGGCACAUGGUGGACGCCAUCUUGGGAUUUAUAUCGAAUUCGAGGAUGGGAAAAUGUUGUUAUUUUGUUAACGGUAGCGUCCGUUGCUGGUUUUUAAAUGUUUAAAACAUGGGUAUUCAAUCGCUACAGCGUUUCAUCGAGACAAACUGUCCGGGUGCGUGCGUUCCGGUGGAUUUAUUAAAGAUAGCCAGAAGCGUCGGCGUCAGACGUCGACAACCACCAUUUUACCACCAGAAUCAACGUUUGUGUUUGGUCGUGGACGGGGAAUGUUGUUUAGAUCGACUCUACGGAGGAUACUUCAGCGACUGGGUGUGCGGAGGACAGUGGAAUCGCAUGGUUCAAUUCCUUUCUGUCUUGAUCCAGACUAUCCAAAAUAAUAAUAUCGAACUGGCGGUGUUCUUCAACGGAGGGCUCGAACCGCAACGAAUAAACGAGUGGAUAAAAAUUCAACUAGAGGAUCGCAAGAAAAUUAAUCAAGUAUUAAAGCACGUAGCCACCAAAGCCACUCCUCCUCCGAAAAUAUGGUGGAUACCGCCCGUUUCGCUUCGCACGUGUCUGAGAAUGGCUUUGCGCCACCUCAACGUGACCGUGGUGUGCACCAUGGACGACCAUCACCAGGAGGUGAUCGCCUUCUGUCGCGAGAACAGCUUUCACGGCCUUAUGGCCGAAGACGCCGAGUACGCCGUAUUCGAUCCACCCAGGUACUUUUCGUCCGAACAGCUGAAACUGACGUAUAAGGGCUCAUUAGAAACAAGAGAAUUUAUAUUGGAUGAAGUUGCAAAAAGUCUUAAUUUGCAUCCAAAUCGAUUUUGUAUACUUGCAGCUUUAUUAGGAAAUUAUUUACUCACAGAGGAAGAUUUGCUUUCCUUUUAUAAAGUAUUACAUUCAGAUAAUAAAAGCAAACAAAAUAAUCCAGAUUUGUUGAUUAAAGAUGUUGUGGAAUUUGUUCGUAAUUUACCAUCAAUUGACAAUUUAGAUGUUAUUGGUGCACAAGUAUUUGGACAAAACAAACAAGAUAAAAUUCAGAAAUUUAAACAGUGUGUGCAAUAUUACUUAAAUGGAACAAAAGAUGGAUUUUUGCAUUAUCGUCCUGCUAUGCAAGGACGCCGACAGGAACCUGGUUGUUAUCCAUCAACAAAAAAUUUAUCGACUGUAACGGAACAAUCUAAACAAUAUUCACAGUUAGAACAAACAGAAGCUUGUCUAAAGAAUGAGUCAUUAAAACCAUCAUCUUCCAAUUCAAUUAUGUCACCUGAUGGAGAAGAUCCUUUUCCUCAACCAUCAACUAAUAGUGCAAGAUUUGCAUCCGAAACUGCUGAGAGUGAGCUUUCAAGUCUUACAGCUUAUAAUCAAGCUACAGGUAGUUAUAAUAAGUCUUCAGCUCCACAGAUUGUCAUAGAACCACCCACUUCUCAGUCUGCUGUCUUUUCUACAGAACUUGGGUCAGAAAUACAAUCACAGUUAGAUCAUACAAUAGAAAAUGAUAUUAUUCAGUCUAAGCAAGAAAAAGAUGACGAUAAAUAUGAAGGAACUACUGAUUCCCAUAGCAUUGCUGGAGGCUGUUCUUCCCCUCAUCAUAUCAACGGAGGAUUAUUACUCAGUUCCAGUGCAUCAUCAAGUAGUAACAGUUCGAGUCCUAAUCGUCUUAGUCCAGAAGUAUCAUGGUCAUCAAAUCUUCAGCAGUCCAAAGAUACAACAUUUGAACAUCAUUUUCAGGAAAUUCCAAAAUUGCCUUCGGUUCCACCUGAGGUGAUGAGAACGGCAAGUGAAAGGCAUCAAAAAGGAUUAAUGUCUCCGUGGAUAUAUCAAAUCCUUUCUCAAGGAGAAAUAAAAAUUCCUGUGAUAUUUGAAGAGGAUAUUCCUCGAGAUCUUCCAUCACCAGUAUUAUUGUAUAGGUCACUUCGACAGAUGGUUUAUGCUAUUUUAUUUAAUUUACAUCAUCAUCAAUUUAUGGCAAAACAGAAAGAAAAGGAUGGUUUCACAGAAAAAAUUCCAGAGAUAUUGAUAAAGGAAUGGAUCUGGGAUAAAGUCAAACAAUAUCAACAUCCUGAUUAUGUGAGUGCCGUACCUUUAGGAUGGGCUGUUCCUACUGUACAGCGUUUAUGGUUUGGUUCAUCUGUAAAUGACAAAAAGAGAAGAAUGAGAGCUUUUCUCACGUGCAUGAGAAGUGGUUCCCCAUUAAUGUUAAAUACAGCUUAUGUUCCUCAACAUUUACUUGUAAUAUGUUGCAUUCUUAGGUAUAUUAUGUCUAAUCCUGACCAUCCUAUUCUAAGAAAACAAGAACUUGAUGCAUUUCUUGCUCAGGCAGUAUCUCCUCAUUUAAUGAAUGCACAACACACCCAAAACAUGCAGCUACCUCUAAUAACUGCAAGAGGAAUUCAUCUUGCCGCAAUGUUCAUGCAGGGUGUCGAAUGUGCACUCUUUGCUAAUGAUGCCUGUGGCGCGCCCAUUCCUUGGUUAAUGUGUUGUCCUUGGCUCUUCUUUGAUGGAAAGUUAUUUCACCAUAAAUUACUUAAAGCAAAUGGAGCAAAAAAUCUAAUUGAAGUUUGUGAUGGUCAGAUUAGUCAAGUAGCUAAAGUAGAAAGAAUGAGAACUGCUAUACUGGAUGGAUUGCAGGUGGAAUUUGCUCGACCACCGCCACCAAUAUUGCCACGUCCUGCUCCUCCACCACCUUUACCUGGGUUCCGUGGACCACCAUUUGUUGCUACAGCUGGUUCUGGUUUAAACAUUCGUGGUCGGGGCCGAGGUGUUAUUGGAUGGCCCACAUCUCUGCUUGGGAGAUGGAGCAGUGGGGGGGGCCAGUUUAUGGUAAGUUUGGUAGCAAGUCCUUCCUUUAGAAUUGAUAAUGACGAAGCCAGAACCAUUGCCUGUGUCGUUGCUGGAACCAUCAGUGUAGACGGUCCAGUUAGCCUUAAGAUUUUGAAUGUUGUUGAAGUCCCAGUUGAUGGUGUAGCCUAG